Messenger RNA from Tachysurus vachellii, 1688 nucleotides. RefSeq names its product ribosome production factor 1 homolog (gene rpf1). Gene Ontology annotation, molecular function: rRNA primary transcript binding. The record is from RefSeq and is a predicted model, not a curated record. Gene Ontology annotation, biological process: maturation of LSU-rRNA; maturation of 5.8S rRNA. The transcript is spliced from 9 exons. The coding region runs from base 78 to 1130 and encodes 350 amino acids. NCBI's taxonomy places the organism in Eukaryota, Metazoa, Chordata, Actinopteri, Siluriformes, Bagridae. Gene Ontology annotation, cellular component: nucleolus; preribosome, large subunit precursor.
ACUUCCGGUAAAGCCGGAAACAACUUGUUCAGUAAACACACGUGCGUUCGCAGAAAACACAGAAUAAAAGCUACAGCAUGGAUUUCGUUGAGGUUUCAGUGUCUGAAGAUUUACCCCGCACUAAAAGUAAAGCUAAAAAACAAAAGAAGCAAAAGGAAAGUCGUGAAAAAUCGGCUGAUAAUGUCACCGAGUCUGAAUCUACAGAUCCUUCAGGCUGCUCGCUGCCUCCUGCUUUCAGCUUGAAGGAAAUAAAAAAUAAACAGCGGAGACACCUCAUGUUUAUGAAGCUCAAGCAAGAGAAAAGAAAGCAAAAAUUGCAGCUGAGAAAGAAAAGAAAAAAGGAGCGAGAAGCCCUUGGCGAUAAGGCACCGCCAAAAGAAGUCCCAAAGACUAUUGAAAAUCAGAGAAUAUACGACGAGACAACAGUAGACCCAGAGGAUGAUGAGGUGGCAUUUGAUGAGGGGACAGAUGAGUUCUCCGCAUACUUUAACAAACUGAUAAACCCCAAAGUUCUCAUCACCACGUCAGACAGACCAAGAGGGAGAACUGUACGGUUUUGUGAGCAGCUAGCGACAGCCAUACCAAAUGCACAUGUAUACUACAGAAGAGGUCUUGCUCUGAAGAGGAUCAUUCCUCAGUGCGUAUCGCGAGACUUCACCUACCUCAUGGUCAUCAAUGAGGACCGAAAAGUGCCAAAUGGUAUGGUUCUUUGUCACCUUCCUGAUGGACCAACUGCACAUUUUAAAGUCAGCAGUGUUCGACUCCGAAAAGAGAUGAAGAGAAGAGGAAAGGACCCAACAGAACACCACCCAGAGGUCAUUCUGAAUAACUUCACCACUAGACUGGGCCAUAGCAUUGGCCGUUUGUUUGCUGCGCUAUUUCCUCAGGAUCCGCAGUUUGUUGGUCGACAGGUUGCCACUUUCCACAACCAGCGAGACUUCAUCUUCUUCAGGUUUCACAGGUACAUCUUCAAAAAUGAGAAGAAAGUGGGUAUUCAGGAGCUAGGACCCCGGUUCACUCUAAAGCUGCGCUCUCUGCAGAAAGGGACAUUUGACUCCAAGUUUGGGGAGUAUGAAUGGGUUCACAAGCGGCAUGAAAUGGACACCAGCAGAAGAAAAUUCCAUCUCUGAGGACAAGGAGAAAUAGAUUGUCACCCUGAUGAGAUGUUAUUGCUAAUAUUUAACGUGUAACCAGUUGAAUUGUUAUUGUAAAAUGCAUCUAUAUCAGUUUAUGCAAUUCUAAAAAUCAAUCCAAAUGGAGAUUUGCUAACUGGACAGAUUUAAAAAAGGGGUCUCAGAUUUUAAUCGCAAAAUGUGUCUCAGAUAUGCAUCUGGUCACUGUGAUGUACACUUACUGUCUACUUUAUUAGGAACACUUUACUAAUUCAUUGUAAUGCUCUAAAGUAUCCUUUAGAAGAUGGUAAAAAGGUGGCCAUGAAGGAAUGUACAUGGUCAGUGGCAAUACUCACCUCCACCAGCCUGGGCUGUUGACACAAAGCAGGUUAAAUCAAAAUAUCCCAGAUCAGCAGUUCUCCAAUAACAUAACACUGUGUAAAUCACUGAAAGAAACCCCCCAUUCCACCCUCCCCCACCCCAACACACACAGUCAUAAAUGAUGAUGGCUGAUUCUGUACGUGCAUAAAUGCAUAGCUGUAAAUGUAUGUUCCCAAUAAAGUGUUUUAUCAUUUA